Messenger RNA from Apaloderma vittatum (bar-tailed trogon), 2347 nucleotides. It is a transcript of the gene UPF2, whose product is annotated as UPF2 regulator of nonsense transcripts homolog (yeast). Gene Ontology annotation, cellular component: cytoplasm; exon-exon junction complex. The transcript is spliced from 13 exons. The annotation marks the transcript as partial. Lineage: Eukaryota; Metazoa; Chordata; Aves; Trogoniformes; Trogonidae. Gene Ontology annotation, biological process: nuclear-transcribed mRNA catabolic process, nonsense-mediated decay. Gene Ontology annotation, molecular function: RNA binding; protein binding. The record is from RefSeq and is a predicted model, not a curated record.
GUAAGAAAAAAGGACCAGAUCAACAUUGAAACAAAGAACAAAACUGUGAGAUUUAUUGGUGAGCUUACCAAGUUUAAGAUGUUCUCCAAAAACGAUACUCUCCACUGUUUAAAGAUGCUUCUGUCAGACUUUUCUCAUCACCACAUUGAAAUGGCAUGUACUUUACUGGAAACCUGUGGAAGAUUUCUCUUCAGAUCACCAGAAUCUCACUUAAGAACCAGUGUUCUCCUGGAACAAAUGAUGAGAAAAAAGCAAGCGAUGCAUCUCGAUGCACGCUACGUUACAAUGGUAGAAAAUGCCUAUUACUACUGUAAUCCCCCUCCAGCUGAAAAAACUGUGAAGAAAAAACGUCCUCCUUUACAGGAAUAUAUUCGUAAGCUUCUUUACAAGGAUCUUUCCAAGGUUACCACAGAGAAGGUCCUGCGACAGAUGCGCAAGCUGCCUUGGCAAGAUGCAGAAGUAAAAGACUAUGUUAUAUGCUGUAUGAUCAACAUCUGGAAUGUGAAAUACAACAGUAUUCACUGUGUAGCCAACCUCCUAGCGGGGUUGGUCCUUUACCAGGAAGAUGUUGGAAUUCAUGUUGUGGAUGGAGUGCUAGAGGAUAUUCGACUAGGAAUGGAGGUUAACCAGCCAAAGUUUAACCAGCGGCGGAUCAGCAGUGCCAAGUUCUUGGGGGAGCUUUACAAUUAUCGAAUGGUGGAAUCGGCUGUAAUAUUUCGAACUCUAUAUUCUUUCACAUCAUUUGGUGUGAACCCUGAUGGCAGUCCUAGUCCACUGGACCCUCCAGAGCAUCUUUUCAGAAUCAGACUAGUUUGUACUAUCCUUGAUACCUGUGGGCAGUAUUUUGACAGAGGAUCCAGCAAACGAAAACUUGAUUGCUUCCUUGUAUAUUUUCAGCGGUAUGUUUGGUGGAAAAAAAGUCUGGAUGUUUGGACAAAAGACCACCCAUUUCCUAUAGACAUAGACUAUAUGAUCAGUGAUACACUGGAACUGCUGAGACCAAAGAUAAAGCUCUGCAAUUCGCUGGAAGAAGCUGUCAGACAGGUGCAAGACUUGGAACGAGAAUUCUUAAUAAAAUUGGGAAUUGUGAAUGACAAAGAUUCCAAAGAUUCCAUUACAGAAGGAGAGAAUCUAGAAGAGGAUGAAGAGGAGGAGGAAGGUGGAGCUGAGACAGAGGAACAAUCUGGAAAUGAAAGUGAAGUAAAUGAGCCAGAAGAAGAGGAGGGCUCUGACAAUGAGGAAGAAGAAGGUGAAGAAGAGGAGGAAGAAAACACGGAUUAUCUUACGGACUCCAAUAAGGAAAAUGAAACCGAUGAGGAGAACACCGAAGUAAUGAUUAAAGGAGGAGGACUUAAGCAUGUCCCUUGUGCAGAAGAUGAGGACUUCAUUCAGGCACUGGAUAAAAUGAUGCUAGAAAAUCUUCAGCAACGGAGUGGUGAAUCUGUUAAAGUGCAUCAGCUGGAUGUUGCUAUUCCUCUACAUCUCAAAAGUCAACUCAAGAAGGGUCCCCCACUGGGAGGUGGGGAAGGAGAUUCAGAGUCUGGAGACACGAUGCCAUUUGUCAUGUUAACACGAAAAGGCAACAAACAGCAGUUUAAGAUCCUAAAUGUACCGAUGUCUUCCCAACUUGCUGCAAACCACUGGAACCAACAGCAAGCUGAACAGGAGGAGAGAAUGAGGAUGAAAAAGCUCACUUUGGAUAUCAAUGAACGGCAAGAACAAGAGGACUACCAGGAAAUGUUGCAGUCUCUGGCACAGCGUCCAGCUCCAGCAAAUACUAAUCGUGAACGGCGGCCUCGUUACCAGCAUCCGAAGGGAGCACCUAAUGCAGAUCUAAUCUUUAAAACUGGCGGGAGGAGACGUUGAUCCAGCAGCAAGUGUCAUUUCAUUAGGUCCUGUAUCUCUGAUGUUGUGGAUAGUGGAGUCCUCCAGCGAUUAAAUGAGAGCAGUGGACACAUCUCAGCAUGUCAGUCUCUAGAGCGUUCAGAAUCGAAACCUGGGACAGGCUGGGGCCGUGGGGCAGAAACAAACAGCCUCCCCUCUUCCCCCCAAACCCACACAGAACAAGUGGAAGCUUCCAGUCAUGGCCUACCAAAAAAAAAAAAAAAAAGGCAAAAAAAAAAAAAAAGCAGCUUUUUGUUAUGGGAACCGUGUUGAGGGUUAAUUUUCUCAUAAGAGCAGAAGUACAUGAACGGGAUGGGUAACUUGACCAGUGAGCAGCUUGGUGGAAAAAAAGAUCAACCUGAAAUUCAGAUGGAUUGCACUGGAACGGAAAAGGUCUUUGACAGCUCGGUAUGUGGGAGAAUAAAGUUCUAAACUUGACGCAAGUUACGUUAACUCUGAAUUG